This is a messenger RNA of Purpureocillium takamizusanense, 1562 nucleotides long. RefSeq lists its product as uncharacterized. The coding region runs from base 736 to 1521 and encodes 261 amino acids. The transcript has 2 exons. The record is from RefSeq and is a predicted model, not a curated record. NCBI's taxonomy places the organism in Eukaryota, Fungi, Ascomycota, Sordariomycetes, Hypocreales, Ophiocordycipitaceae.
CUCGGCUUUCGGGUUGGAGACGCCUGAAAAGGGCCGACUGACUCGCCGUGACAUGUUGUCGCCAAUGGGUUCCUGGAUGGGGCCUAUGGGGGAGUUCUCUCCGUCAUUUGGGUCGACCUUCACCCGGACUUCCAUCUCCAGACGCGCAAAAUUAGAGGAGAAAAAAAAGAGGAAGAGUAGAUGGCAAAGCUGGAGGCGUUGAUCUGUCGCUGAUUCUGCAAGUCGAGCGACUGUAUCAUGUCCAGUGAGCAGAAGCGAGGGACCGGAUGCCGAAGCACAAUGCAAGUCCAUCUCAAUUCGGCAAAGAGCGAUCGUAAAUAACCCUGCCGUGACGGUGUCAUCAAUUGCCGACGCGAUUCAGCCAGGUAAACAAUUGAACCGCUUCAAUGAAAAGGCCGAGGUGCGACAAGAUCAUGGAAAAGUCACCGCGUGCGAACAUCGAGCAGACAGCAAUGCAAUUAUCUCAUUACCUGCUCUAGCUUCUUCCCGACGCGAUGGGCAUCGUGAACGUCGCCAGCCAGAGCAUUUCGUAUUCUUCACGCGGCUGACACACCAGGUCGUUGAUCCUUCGCGCCUCGGCCUUGCCGCCAUCGCCGCCAGUUCGGCGAGGCUGGGAGCGCGAGGCGCGGCUGGUUUCACUUCUCAUAGUUUUCAAGACAACCCUCGCACCAGUUCUGUCGCAAUUGCUUCGAACGCGAAACACUUAGGAAAGUCGGCGAUAACAUCAUAACCGAAAUGUCUACGCACAGCCAGCACACCGACGAGCAGAUCAUCACCGUCUUCCGCGGCUCGCCGCCCACAAACGCCUACGUCUGGUCACCCUUCGUCACCAAGCUCGAGGCCAGGCUUCGCUUCGACGGCGUCCCCUACAAGCUCGGCGGCGGCUCGCCCCCGUCCGCUCCCAAGGGCAAGAUCCCGUACAUCGAGGUUCACCAUGGCGACGCGGCGAAGGACAGUCUCGGAGACUCGGGGCUCAUCAUCCGCGCCCUCGUCGACAACGGCGUCCUGCGCGAUGUCAACGAGGCGCUGACCCCCGUGCAGAAGACGCGCGACCUCGCCAUGCGGUCCAUGAUGGAGGAUAGGGUGUACUUUUACGGCGUGAGGGAGAAGUGGCACGACAAUUACACGACGAUGCGGUCCAAUGUCCUCGGCGCGGUUCCCUGGCCGUUACAGCGAGCGGUCGGGUGGCUGGCAUAUCGAACAGUAACGAGCGGACUGCACGGGCAGGGCACCGGACGCCUGACUGGCGAAGAGGUGCUCGCGUUCCAAGAGGAAGUCUGGGAGGCCGUCGAUGCACUUCUCGUCGACUCGAGACAAUCAGCCGUCGGCGACGGCCCCUUUUGGGUCCUAGGCGGAUCAGAGCCUACCGAGGUCGACGCGACCAUGUAUGGCUUCAUUGUGGGAGCGCUCGUCUGCGAUGCAGCCCCUGUGACUGCAAAGAUAGUAAAGACGUACCCGACGACUGUGCAAUACGCGGAGCGAAUUCAUCAGCGAUAUUUCCCGGACUAUCAGGGAUGGUAGAGCUGGCAUCGGCAUGUUGACAGCCGAACUGCCUUUGCCUC